Molecule: messenger RNA, 1340 nt
Organism: Thecamonas trahens ATCC 50062
Lineage: Eukaryota; Apusomonadida; Apusomonadidae
Exons: 1
Coding region: 12-1121 (369 amino acids)
Cellular component (GO): cytoplasm
Source: RefSeq, a predicted model, not a curated record
CGAGUGCGGAAAUGGACCUGUCAGGACUGAGCGCGGCCAAGGCGCAGCUGAGCGAGACGACGACGGUGGACAAGUCCAAGCCGGUACUGACUGAGACAUGGACGCCCGAGUACCUCCGCUCGUACCAGCAUGCCGUACUCGAUGUCAACCUGGAGGCCUGGCUCCCGGCCGUGGUCGACUCGACCUUUGCCACCUGGCUCGCCCCGCUCACCCUUGACGACGCCGCCGCCCUUGUGGCCAACUACGAGGCCGAUCAUCCGGAAGAGGCUGCCGCCGGAUCGGGCUCUCUGCCAGACGAUGCUGCGGCGGCGGUGGCGGCAGUGGCGCGUGUCGGCGAUGGCGACUGGCAGGAGGCGCUGCGGGCUCGCCUCGAGGCCGCCAUCGCCGAGGGUAUGGCUGCCCUGGGCGCAUCGUUUGUCUUUGUCAAGACCUCAUCGCGCUCGCCCAAGGACGCCGCGGCGGCUGACGGGGCCAUGGCAGCAGCGUACACCGAGGCGUUGCAAGCCGAGCCGGACGCCGAGACUUUCAACGGAAAGCUCAACGCCUUGCUCCGUGCCGGCCUUGCCGUUCUCCGCGUCGACUCGCCGCCCCAGGGCGCGACGCUGCUGCUCACCUCGGAACGUAUUUACCAGGACAUGCUCAUGGCGCUCAAGUACCCGGAUCGCUUCCACGAGAACGUUGUCGUCCGCCAGUGGGUCGAUCUCGACGUCGGCUUUGAGUUUCGUGGCUUUGUUGCUCGCGGCGUGCUCACCGCGCUCUCGCAGUACAACCACCUCUCGUACUUUGCCGAGCUCGCUGCCGCCGGGCCGGACAUAGCCGAUGUCAUCCGCACGGCAUUUGACAGUCCCGCCAUGGCCGGUGCGCUCUCGGCUGCCGGCUUUGACGACUACGUCAUCGACUUUGGCCUCGUCGCCAACCCGGCCCGGGACGAUGGCUACGACGUGUGGAUCAUCGAGAUCAACCCGUUUCUCGAGACAACCGACCCUGCCCUCAUGCACUGGUCCCGUGAUGCCGCUCUCCUUGCUGGCGAGCUCCCGUUUGAGUAUCGCUACAACACGUCGGCGCCGGCAGGCGCCAAGGCCAAUGUCUCUGCCGAGUGGUGCGCCAUCAUGGGCGUGUGAGUCAGCGCGAAGCCUCGCUGACGGUGACGACGACGACACCUUGGCAGGAGAGUACGGGUCGAUGCUCGGGCCUGGCGCGGCGAUGGGCGGUGGCUGGCAAAGCCAGCCACACGUUGGUCACCUCUCCUUCGGGCAUCGCAACGAGCGCCACAUCGAUGCACUCUUCCACACAGAGCGGACUAUGCCAGCGGCGCCUCGCACGGUCCCGCAUCAAACAAG